This is a messenger RNA of Lactuca virosa, 729 nucleotides long. Lineage: Eukaryota; Viridiplantae; Streptophyta; Magnoliopsida; Asterales; Asteraceae. The record is from the annotation of a GenBank genome assembly.
AUGGAUUAUGAGCUCCUUAUCUGUUCCUAUAGGGUUCACGAAGCGUGGUUUAUACAUCUAGGGUUUCUGAAUUUCGAGUAUUAUGCACACAAAUGUCAGAAGAAAUAUGGUCAACCAGCUCAAAUAUGGUAUGUGGGAAAUAUCCAUACACAAGUGACUGAACCACUUCUCCAAGAGGUUUUUGCAAGCACUAGUCCUGUUGAAAGCUGCAAACUCAUAAGAAAAGACAAAUCAUCAUAUGGAUUCAUUCACAAUUUUGAUCGAAGAUUUGCUGCACUUACAAUAGUGUCUCUAAAUGAAAGGCAUUUGUUUGGACAACCUAUCAAAGUUAAUUGGGCAUAUGUCACUGGACAAAGGGAGGACACAUCAGGUCAUUAUAACAUAUUUGUUGGUGAUCUUAGCCCUGAGAGGAUACUAAAGAGCAAAGUGAUAGUGAUGCCCUUGAGAAUAAUCCACAGUACACAACCGUUUAUGUUGGCAACCUUGGCCGUGAAGUGUGUCAUUAUUUUUAAUUAUUUCAUGCAAACUGGUGGUUUGAAAUACAAUACAACUAAUGUUUCUCUCACACAACAAACAACAGAUGAGAUGAGGGAAUAUUUCUUGUCUUAUGGUGAGAUCGUAGAACAUCAAAUAAUGCUAGAUCAUGUCACUAGUCGAUCAAGAGGCUUUGGUUUUGUUACAUUUGAUAGUGAAGAGGUUUUUUUUGUUGCAUCUGAUGAGCUAGGUUGA